AUGUCCAUGCGGUCAACGUCCCGCUCGCAGGACGAGAAGACGGUGAGGGAAUGGGGGUUUUCCCACGUCUUCACGUGGACCGACGGCCCCCAUGCACAUUACCCACCCCACUCGCACAGCGGCCUGACGACACACCUGAUCCGGCGCGGGUCGCUGACCAUCACGUACCCUGAGGACGGGAAUCCAACCAAGGAGACGUUCGGGGUUGGCGCUCGCAUCGACGUGCCUGCAGGGAAGGUCCACGAGGUGUGGAUGGGUGAAGAAGGUGAGUGCUACCCGUACAUGUCUGCCUGA
This is a messenger RNA of Fonsecaea erecta, 294 nucleotides long. RefSeq lists its product as hypothetical. The transcript is spliced from 2 exons. The record is from RefSeq and is a predicted model, not a curated record. NCBI's taxonomy places the organism in Eukaryota, Fungi, Ascomycota, Eurotiomycetes, Chaetothyriales, Herpotrichiellaceae. Bases 1 to 294 code for a protein of 97 amino acids.